Candoia aspera is the source of this 4395-nucleotide messenger RNA. RefSeq names its product F-box and WD repeat domain containing 10B (gene FBXW10B). Gene Ontology annotation, molecular function: protein binding. Lineage: Eukaryota; Metazoa; Chordata; Lepidosauria; Squamata; Candoiidae. The transcript has 14 exons. The record is from RefSeq and is a predicted model, not a curated record. Bases 710 to 4015 code for a protein of 1101 amino acids.
CAACAAGUUACAAGGGGCAAGGAAGACUUUUCUGAAACUCAAAUACUUCAAGGAGGAAGGGCUGUAUCUUGAAUCCUUGGCGCAAUCAGGCCAUAAAUCGGAGAAUAUUCCAUUUUGUUUGUUUCUGGUUUGCUUUGGAAAAGGCAUGAAAUGAAUGUGACAGAGAAAAAAAUGACCCUGUUAAACAGGCUUCUCCCUCUGUUCAAGAAACAGCUUCUCCAUGUUUAGAGAAAAUGAGACAACAGGUAUUACUGACUUUCCAGGACUUCUGCAUCCAGGCUUUUAGGAUCUCCAGAGUACAAAGAUACAUUAAUCCCACUUAGCUACAGCCGUCUUUUUAAUCUUCCUCAACUAUCUGGCCUUUAUACUCAGUGUUAAAUCCUGAAGGUGAUCCUUGUGUAAUUCUCUUCAGUGCUUUCUAUUAAUGCCUCAAUGUGCUUUGUCUAAUGGCAUUUACAUGGUAUGCUAACCACAGAAGUUUCUACUCAGGCACAUUCUAGGAGAAUUACGGUAGCCACUGCGUCUCCUAGGAGUUUUUUCUUUUGAAAAAGAGUUCCACAAACAGAAGUCUGGCCAGGACUCUAGUUAACAGCUUUGGCCUGCCACUGCUAGGCGUAGCAUUAGAGGUAGGCAAGGGGCGGUUAGAAGGCUGGGGCAUUUUACCAGUUGUCCCAGUUAGUGCCUCCUUUGUGAAACAGAGAUUGCUGUAAUGAAGACCCAGGAGGUGGUGGAGGUUGAGCCGGAUAUCCUAGAAUAUAAAUUAGACUAUACCCCAGACCUAAGAUGUGAGAAGCAAACAGACUUGGUUCCUGUUUGCUAUCACUGCAAAUCCUGCAUCCUAUCCUGGAAGACUUUUUCCACCCGAGAGUGGUUUCUGCGGGCCAGCCAAGGAACUCAGAGGACGUUCUUGGUGGGGAUCAUCAACCGAUUCCAAAGUCACGACCUCCUGAGAUACUCAUGGAACCUCCUACAGUCUACUGAUACCAAGGAUUUUGCCUAUUCCCGUUCCUGCGUCAGCUCCACCAUCACAGGCUCUUCUACUCUGGAUCAGGCAAUGGAUCCACAGAAACUGGCACAAUCCAUAGUGGAUCUUUGGAAAUGGUUCUUAAACGCCUGUUUCUGGACGAAAGCGAACUACGUACUACUUUUGCUGCAAAUGUGUGACUCACAGUUGUUGCUGAUGGCUGCUACUCUGAUUCGUUUCCUCUUAAGUGAACAUGAGAGUACCUUGUCUGAAAAUAUGGGAGAAGAGGAGACCGAAGAAGAAUAUGUAAUGAAGAGCAAAUCUGACAUGCAUUCUCUGAUCCCCCAGAAGUCUCCUAUUCUUUCUUCAGUGACUUCAAAACCAAGCAGUGUAUUGGGUCAUCUCCUUCUACAAAAAGUUUGGUCCAAACAGUCAGAUUUUCUCUUCAAAAAAGCACUAUAUGAGCUGCAAAAUGAUGAUGACUAUUUUGCAACCCUGACUUUGCACCCAACCACUUCACCUGCUUUUCCUCAGCAGUCCCCCAACAAAUUCAAAGAUUUCAUCCGGUAUCUGCCCAUCCACUUAUCAAAAUCCAUUUUGAGAAUGUUGGACAUGAAAAUGUUAGCACGAUGUGCCCUUGUAAGUCCACAUUGGAACUUUUUGGUCAAACAACUUAAGUGUGACUUAGUAGCAAGUCGUGUCCUCCGAAAUCAGAUUUCAAUUUUCCAGGGAUCAUGUCCUAAAGGAGCAAUUCCCACCUAUGCCAAAAUAGUAAAGGUUGCUAUUCCUCAAAUAACAGCAACUGGUGACAUAAUCCCAAUCAAAACUAAGAAGCAAUUCAAGGACUACCAACAAACUACAGAUCAAGUCCAAGAUGCUGAAUUCCUGCAGAAAGCAUACCAUGGCCAAGAGACAGAGACUGUCAAGUUAGAGGAAAGGAACAUCUUCUGCAGUAGCUACAAUGUUCGUGUUCUAAUAGACAAUCUGGAUUCUAACAGAGUGAUUCACUACAGUGGUGGAAGGUUGCUGGCCAUUGGUUCUCUGGAUCGAAAAGUCCGCUUUAUGGAUAUGGAGGAGAAGAAAAAUGUCCCUCCAGUCCUCUCUGGUCAUGCUGGUAGUAUCAAAUCCUUAUACCUCAAUGAACAGAAAGGAUUUCUCCUGAGUGGCAGCUAUGAUCUCAGUAUCAGAAUGUGGAACAUCAGAACUGGGACAUGUUUGAAGAUUUUUAUGGGCCACAAAGGGAGCAUCACUUGCUUGGAUGUGUACAAGAGCAGAUUUGUUUCUGCAUCCAAAGACUGCACAGCAAAAUUGUGGAACAUGAGUACUGGGAAAUGUACUAAAACCUUUACACACAAAGGUUAUGUUUGGGCUGCUAAAAUGAAUGACACUCAUAUUGUGACUUCCUGUGACAAGGGCUCCGUGAAAGUGUGGCAUGCUGAGUCAUAUGUACUAAUCAAGGCUUUACAAGGUCAUCUAGGUGCUGUAAAAUGUUUGUCAUUUGAUGAGUGGCAUCUUGUGACAGGAAGCACUGAUGGAUAUAUCUUGGCAUGGAGCGUUCUGGGAAAACACAAGCGAUGUCUAAUGGCUUUCAGACACCCCAUGGAGGUUCUGUCUCUGGCAUUUCUCUAUCUCAGAGUCAUCAGUGGCUGUGCUGAUGGGAAGAUACGCAUUUUUAACUUCAUCUCUGGAAUCUGUCUGAGGGUUAUGAGAGCAAACAGCAGAGGUGACCCAGUGGUGUCCUUAUGUAUUUUAGAAAACAGAUUAUUGAUCAAUGCAGAAGGGAGUGUUGUCUUGUUCAAGUUUGAAGCUGUAGAAUGGGAUCAUAAUCAGCCUUCUGAAAGAAAAGCUUACAAAACAUCCAUGACCAAUUUUAAUGACUUACCAACCCGAAUAAAGCCUUCUCCAUAUUCACAAUCUGAGCGGGAGAAGCGAGCCAGAAAGAAGAAUUGGAAGAUAUUCAGAGAAGAAGAUAACACAGUGGUUUCCUAUUACAUUUCCUGGAAGUCCAGAAAAUCAUCCCAAAGUGCUCCAGCCCUCCAUUAUGAAAUGGUGAAGACCCCUUUUCCCCGGAAGAGGGAGAAUGAGCCAGCCAUAGAACUGAAUCCAUUUGAACAGCACAGGCUCUCUUUACUUGCCCAUCAUACCUUAAAGGAACAAGAAUCUUUAACAACCUUCAAAGGUCCUUCUGAUGAUGAAUUAGUACCAGAAGCUCUACCCCCUUCCUCACUUGGCCAGAAUACCAUGGCUUUGUUAAACCACAUAAAGAAGAAACGUCCUGUUGGUCUCAUAUCUAAUGAUCAAAUACUCCUCUCUGUCAGUACAAUGCACCAUGCCUACAAACCUGAUAGUAUCAGUGCCAGUAUGGUAUACAACAUGAAAAUUCAAGAUGCUUGGGAACCUGUUCACCCCAAGAAAGAACAGUCCAAAUCAUCUCUAUCUCCUCAAAGUUCAAUGCGUAAGAGUACAGAUCCAUCAGUUCAGGUGGAACAACUAAAGGCUGCUGGUGGCACUUUAGGUAUGGAAAAGAUUUCAUCACCUUAUGAAACCAAAACACUACAGCUCAACACAAAGUACUCUUUGCUUGGGGGUAAUGUGAAGUCUUUCAUUCCUCCUCCCACUAUCACACGUUCCAAGUCCUGCAGCAGCUUGUCAGGAAGAAAAGCUUAUCGUAAGAUCCCAUUCCUAGGUGCUGCUGAGAGUUCUGUCAUCGGGCACUUUACCAGCUCAGCUGAAUCCAUCAAAAUACCACGAAUGAAGAUUGCCCAACCUGAUGUAGACCCAACUUCACAGCAAAGAAAAGUCUUCCAUGCCAUUAUCGCAAAUCCUUAUCGGUACAAUUCUGGGUUCCAGCUUCUGACAACACAACAAAUGAAAGAGUAUGAAGAAGCUAAGCUAGCAGAGUAUCAGGCAACCAAGACAAAAGUUAUUGCAAAUAGAGAAAAGGUGUGUAAAAAUGCUUGGGUGAGGAAAAUUAAAGGUCUUCCUAUAGAUGACUUCACUAAGGAGGGCAGAAUUGCUGCUCCUGAACUUGGAGAUAAUGUUUUUAUUUGAGACUAACUUUUCCAUAUAGAUGAUAAACCCUGACAAACACAAAGGGCUGGCCCUGGUAGAUUUGGUCUGUGUGAAUCUUUGCCCUGUUUCCCUCUUUUGGGAGGCUGUGACAAACUGUAUCCAACAAUUAGACCUUCUUUGUUGUCAAAAGUGGGACUGUGGGGUAGUUUCCCACCCCUCCCAAAAAUAAUUCCAGUUUGCAACCUUUGUAGAUUUGAAGUGCUCCUGUUCUGUUCAGAAAGGUUUAUUAACAAGAUUUAUGAUACUGUUUAUAAGUUUUGCUUCAGAAGUUAUAUGUGUGCAUUCCUUGAAAUGUAUUACUUAGUUGAUAUCUUAAUGCAACUGUUUCACUGUGUAGUUAUAAAACUUGUCACAAAUUA